AUGGCCGGCUCUUCGCGCAACGCGUCGCCUAUCAAGCGGCUGAUGACGGAGCUGCAAACAUACCAAUCCAACAAGAACGAUGUCCUCUACGACCUGGGGCCCACCGACGACGAUGUUAUGCAAUGGCGUGCCGUCAUGAAAGGCGUGCCAGGAACCGCAUACGAAGACGGCUGCUGGCUCCUCUCCAUUUCUAUCCCCUCAACCUACCCCCUCGCACCCCCCACUGUCCGCUUCAUAACUCCCAUCUGCCACCCCAAUGUCGACUUCAAAACCGGCGAAAUCUGCCUCGACCUUCUCAAGACCUCGUGGACCCCUGCCUAUACUAUCUCUACGACUAUGACUAGUAUCCACCAGCUGCUUACCAGUGCUGAGCCAGACAGCCCACUCAACGUCGAUGUUGCGCAGUUGUUUCGCACAGGCGACGAGGUUGGCGCGCGUAGCUUAAUCCGCUGGUAUACUGCGAGCGAGAAGUAUGCCUGGAAGGAUAAAUAUUAA
Bipolaris oryzae ATCC 44560 is the source of this 495-nucleotide messenger RNA. RefSeq lists its product as uncharacterized. The coding region runs from base 1 to 495 and encodes 164 amino acids. The record is from RefSeq and is a predicted model, not a curated record. NCBI's taxonomy places the organism in Eukaryota, Fungi, Ascomycota, Dothideomycetes, Pleosporales, Pleosporaceae. The transcript is spliced from 2 exons.